AAUCUGGGGAUAAGCAGUCAGCACUUUUGGUGUAAAAUCUCUGUUACCGAGGGGUGCGUAAAGACAGACGCGUUUGAAAAUGAACGCUCUGUUGUUCCAGUUUAUACAACCAAACAGGACGCCAAGCGACAAGACACUCUUAGGUGACAUGGAAGAGGAAGAUCCAGAUGCGGAGGUGCGAAAGAAAUUGUUGGAAAACCUCAAAAAAGAGGUCAAACAACUUAUGGAAGAAGCUGUCACAAGGAAGUUUAUUCAUGCAGACAGCUCUAGUAUAACCUCCCUUUGUGGUGCUGUAGAGGCAGGCAUUGCACAUGGCUUGAAGAAAAGAGCCGCUGGUCUUCUUCCUGCCCAGGACACCCAGGCUGUUUUGGAAAAGCUUGCUCGUUUAUCAGAACCUGCUGCUGAACUUGUCAAGAAACUCUCUGGGGAAGAGGAGAAAAGCAAGGAUGGAACUAAGAACACAUCAGCAGGUUCUGCAGAAAGCCCAUUACUCAAGUUGAAAUUAAACUUCUCUGCGUUGAAUGGAAGCAACAAGAAGAUAAAUGGAUAUAACAUCAGUGGCCAUUGUGGCAAAUUUUUGUGGAUUAGAAUAGCUCUUUUAGAAAAGUUGCUGGGAAAAAUUGUGGAGGAUCUUCAAAAUAAUGCAAGUCAAUUUUAUGAGCCUGAAGCCCUACUUAGUGAUCCAGCUGAUGGAAGAAUAUUUAUUGAACUUUUAGAUGGUCCAAGUGCUUUAGACUUUUCAAAGAUGAAAACACCAGACAGUUAUUGGACUGAUCCAACAGCAGAUGAGCUUGUUCAAAGGCACAGAAUACACAGUGGGUUAUGUCAGCAGUCACCUACAACACCAACAUCCCAGCGACCACAGCUGGGUGUAACAAAGGCCUCUUAUGAUGAAAACUUAGCAGUGGCCCCAUUAUUAGCAAGAGAACACAUAGAGUCUCUUCACCAGAACUCACAUGCUGCCCUCCUGUAUGGGAAAAACAAUGUCUACCUUGAACCACAUGAAGAACACCCAAUUGCUGGAUACCUGUCACUACAUAAAAGCAAUGAGAGUUUGCUGCUGAAAUGGACACCUAAUAAGUUGAUGAGUGGUUCCUGUGAGCGAGAGAAGAGUCAGUUUUGGGAUUAUGCACUGACCGUGAACUUGAAUGAUGUGGUGUAUAUUCACUGUCACCAGCAUGGUGGCUAUGGAGUGGUUAUUCUCAUAGGACAAGAUGGAGUCCAGCGUCCACCAAUCCGUUUUCCUACAACUGGGUCUCUGUUGUCAUUCUUAAACUGUCUUGAGAAUGGUCUCCACCCUCAUGGUGAACUUGACCCUCCAUUGUUUAACCCACGCUCCAAGGGCCUUGCCCUUCCCAGCCUGAAGAAACCACUUUCAGGAUCUAACUUGCCACUGAUGUCUUUCUCCAAAGGAGAAAAUACAAAUCAAGAUUAUGUCUUUAGACUUGUUUCUGGAACAAAACCUGAUGUUGUUGGGAAUGUCUCAGCACUGCAUGCGAAACUAUGAGACGACAAAUCACUUUACGAGCUUUCAAUGGAUGGUUUUCGUACGUGCGCCACCUCAAAACAGUUAGAACGCAUUUGUUAUGGCUAGUUAAUCACAGCAACACCAAUUCCGAAGAGAACGGAGUCGAUUACGCCCAGGGACUUACUGAACAAACAUGGAGAAGCAUGUGCAGUAAUGGAAAGGUUAAUGACGAGGAUAAAGUUAAGAAGUAUGUCUACUUCGGCGGAGUAGAACACUCCAUCAGAAAAGAGGUGUGGCCUUAUUUACUGGGACACUACAAAUUUGGAAGCACACCUAAAGAUCGUCAGGCAACUGACAAGGCUGCUAACGAAGAAUUUCGUUCCAUCAUGGAGGAAUGGAAAGAAGUAGAGAGUGUGAUUCGACAGCACGAGAAAGAACAAGAAAUGGAUGGUAUCUCUAUGGACAGCACAGGCAGUAGAGAUGAAGUCUUUGAACAGUUGGAAAUGAUCAGUAGCGGCUUAGAAAAAUCAGAGAAUUUUAAUCGUCAGAGGGUCAGUAUCGAGGAACCCGAGAUUGAAGGACUUGAUGAGGCUGCAAAAGCCAGGUUAAUGAAUGGACAGCUUAUUAUUCCAGCGAAAAAUGGCGAUGAUGCCGAAAGUGGGUGUUGUAGCGACUGUGGGGAAGACAAUGGCAAGUUCAUGUCAAUGUCAAGAACAUGCCAGCGGUGUAGCAAGAGAUUUCAUUCUGCUGUGGAAAUGAACAGUCACGGGACAGGUCACGUUCCAAAUGGCCAUGAUUCCACGUACAGUGACACCAACGCGCGGGAGGAGUCACAGCAGACCAGUCACGACACGGACACGGAGGUCCCAGUCCUUUGUAAACAAUGUAGCCAGGGAAGCAUUGGGUCUAGAGCAUCGUGUCCAUACUCGACUGAUCUCCUUGAUGACUUUGGUUUAAAUCUUCAUCGAAUCGAGAAAGAUGUUCUGAGAUGUGAUAGAAAUUAUCCUUACUUUACUCACGAAAACCUUGAUAAACUAAGAAACGUCAUUAGCAGUUACGUGUGGAAGACCUUGGAUGUUGGUUACGUUCAAGGGAUGUGUGAUCUCGUGGCCCCUUUGCUUGUCGUCUUUGACAAUGAGGCGAUAACCUACAGCUGUUUCGUGGAUCUCAUGCAGAGAAUGAACAGUAACUUCCCACACGGUGGAGCUAUGGACACGCAUUUUGCAAACAUGAGAUCUUUGAUCCAAAUUCUCGACCCUGAAAUGUUCGAACAUCUUCAGCAAAAUGGCGACCUCACGCAUUUCUACUUCUGCUACAGAUGGUUCCUUCUUGACUUCAAACGAGAACUUCUCUAUGAAGACGUGUUUGUAGUGUGGGAAAUCAUCUGGGCAGCUAGGCACCUUGCCUCAGAACACUUUGUUCUUUUUAUCGCCCUCGCACUGCUUCAAUUUUACAGGGAUAUCAUUUUGGACAACAAAAUGGACUUCACAGACAUCAUUAAGUUCUUCAAUGUAUUUAAAGCAAGUAAACGGCAACGUAUUGCAUAUGAUCUUUCAUUGUUGAUGACUUUCGGUGACAAUUGUUAACUAAUUUGUCUAGUUCUGUUUACAAGCUACACCUAGAGUGCCAUGUGGAAAACAGAUUAGCAUUUCUUAAUUUUAUUGUAAUGUUUUUAAAAUGUUGUUAUCGAGAGCCACAAAAGUCCAAAUAUGCUUGAUGUUAGUCAUUAAUUUGCCGUCGAAUUCAGUAAUCAUACUAUAUAAAUUGAAUAUAUUUUGGUACCCGCUCGUCGAGUUGUAGGCACCCGUUAAUGAGGUGCAGGGACAUGGUACAGGUUCGUGUUCCCUAAAAUUGCUUCAAUUAGUUUUUUGUGUUGAUACCAAAACAUUUGGUUUAUCAAAAAUUGGAAAGUUGAGGUCUGUAAACCGAAGAAUGUCUGGUUGAUAAUUUACUUAGCCCAUGCUAAACUCAUAAUUAUUGAUUCAUUAUAAAUUUAAGUAUUUAUUAGCUCACAGCUACUAUACGUUGGGACGAAUCAGAGCUGCUAGUAAAGUAUUUAUAACAAACAAAGUAAAACAGUAGACAAAAAUACCAAAUCAAUCGGUUCCUUUCAUUUGAUUUUUUUACGGUAUCAUAAGCCUGCGUGACCUCGCGAUUAACUUUUUUGUGAGGUUUCCGCGCUAUAAAAGUGGUUCUGACGCAUGCUAUCCUUUACAGAAGUGGCAUUUAUUUUUGUAGCUUUUUGAAUUUCUAUGUUAGGUAUAUUGUUUCCUUAUCGAACAGGCAGCUCUACUAUUAUACUCUGAUAUAUUUACUUAUUACUGAGUAAUAAGUCAGUUUGGGGAAAUUUUCAAUUGACUGUCAACAGCCAUCUGCGCCGUAAUUGGUCGAGAAUAUAUUUGCCAUCCUCUGAACCAAUCAGACGAAAAGUAUAAGUCAAUCAUGUCUUGUCAACAGUGUUUUCCCGCCCUUUUGGUAGUUUACCUGUUAUUACUUUGAGUUUUAGUUGGCUAAUGAUGGUGUUUAUCUUUGUUAUGAUUGGCCGUUGUGAUUGCUUCGGUUUUGGUUUGUCGUAAGUCAAUUGAAAACUGCUCUGGUCAAGUGACUUCGUUUUCAGGGUGCUGUGGAACAGAAAGAGGGCGAAGUGUAUUGUACAAACAAAUAUGUGACAAUACAAGUAAAAUGAAAAUAUAAAUGA
This is a messenger RNA of Pocillopora damicornis (cauliflower coral), 4166 nucleotides long. Its product is annotated as small G protein signaling modulator 1. Gene Ontology annotation, biological process: activation of GTPase activity. Lineage: Eukaryota; Metazoa; Cnidaria; Anthozoa; Scleractinia; Pocilloporidae. Gene Ontology annotation, molecular function: GTPase activator activity. The record is from RefSeq and is a predicted model, not a curated record.